AUGGCUUCUGCUCCAAGCUCCCCAGAGAGGCCCCAAAAUGGUGAUGCGCCUCGCAGAUUAUCGGAUCAAUUCACCCUGGAGGACCGACGGGUAGCUACAGAUCGGGAUGUGGAUAAUAAGGCUGGACCUGUCCCGGAAGUUGCGGCUGGCAAAAAGCGAUCACAGAGCAGGGGUCCUAUGGCUGGACUGAUGUCUGGGUUAGAGUCGAAGCUGUUUCCAAAGAGUUUCUCUCGUGGAAGAGAUAGUAGUCGUGGACGUACAUCGCGAGCUUCUUCUCUCGACGCCCGAUCUCCCUCCACUGGAUCGCAAAAUGUUCGCUCUGAGCAAAGUAGAGGAAAGCAGGCCGUGAAAGAGCCCAUCAACUUGGACCCUGGUGAGCGGAUGGCCAAGGAUAUGUUUGAUCGUGACAACAACCUCAUCGAGAGUAGUGAGGAUGACGACGAAGAGUCCAGUGGGGAUGAAAGUCCUGAUCCUUCCCGUGGCCGCAAGAAGAAGUACGACAUCACUAUGAUUAGCCCCAGUGAUUUUAAAAAACCGAAGACCCAUUCUCCGGUCUCAGAAGAAGGUGAAAAGCAACCCCACUCACCCUCAUCUGUUGUCGAGGGGAAAAAGCCCCGGAAGUCCGCGUUGAAAGUCACCAUUCGCCCCCAGACAAGCUUCGAUAUCCCAACCCCAUACACGCAAUCAGCGGCUGGCACGCCUUACGGAUCGGAGGAUGAGGCUGAAAAGGAGGACAUCCACCGUGCUCAACGGCUCAGCAUUACAGUGUCUGCCAUCGAUAACAGUGUUCCCAGCCGGUCUAUUCGCACAAUAAUCCGUGGUAACUUUGCCGGCCUACAGGAAGAAGCCGAUGGUGGACGCCGCCGCCAGCGUAAAUACAUCAUUGCAACAGACCUCAGUGAAGAAUCCGUCUAUGCAUUGGAAUGGACCAUAGGCGCUGUUCUCCGGGAUGGUGAUACAGUUUAUGCCAUCUACUGCUUGCAAGAGGAUUUGAAUGGAUCCUCUGUGCAGGUUGGUGAGGGUGGCAAGGCCAUGCAAGAUGCUGCUGCCGUCGUCGGUACCCAAACUAAAGAAGCCGCCCAAAUCUCCGCUCGCAAUCUUCUGGGCCGAUUGGGACCGGGAUCUGCUAGACCCGGAUCUGCCAGUAGUCGUGUUGCCUCCGAUGCUCGAGUGCUUCCUGCAGAAGCUGAACGGGUCAAGGCCGUUGAAACCGUGUCAGACACAUUUGUGAAACUGCUGCGAAAGACACUGUUGCAGGUUCGCGUCGCGGUCGAAGUCAUUCAGUGCAAGAGCCCUAAGUUCAUGAUUACCGAAGCUAUUGACGAGAUCGAGCCCACUUUGGUGAUUGUAGGUGCGCGGGGCCAGAGCGCUUUGAAGGGCGUUCUUCUCGGCUCCUUCUCUAACUAUCUUCUUACCAACUCGUCGGCUCCUGUAAUGGUCGCACGUAGCAAGCUGAAGCGCAACACGUCGAAGGGUAAAACCAUUCGACUUACCAAUAACCUCAGAACUCCCAAGAGCCUCACUCAAGCUAAGGUGGACUGA
Penicillium taxi is the source of this 1542-nucleotide messenger RNA. RefSeq names its product universal stress protein family domain protein. Bases 1 to 1542 code for a protein of 513 amino acids. The record is from RefSeq and is a predicted model, not a curated record. The transcript has 4 exons. Lineage: Eukaryota; Fungi; Ascomycota; Eurotiomycetes; Eurotiales; Aspergillaceae.